Chiloscyllium plagiosum (whitespotted bambooshark) is the source of this 3051-nucleotide messenger RNA. It is a transcript of the gene ccdc61, whose product is annotated as coiled-coil domain containing 61. The record is from RefSeq and is a predicted model, not a curated record. Gene Ontology annotation, cellular component: ciliary basal body. NCBI's taxonomy places the organism in Eukaryota, Metazoa, Chordata, Chondrichthyes, Orectolobiformes, Hemiscylliidae.
UUCGGGAUUGUUGAGGGAAGGGUGUGCGGUGGGAUUUGUGUGUGUGUGUGGGGGUGCGGGUAUUGCGCUCUGCGGCGAAAUAAGGCCGGGCUAGUCGACUGUGGGGGGCGUCACAAUCUCCCUCCACAUUAAGGCUCACUCUCUGAGGAGACAGAGCUAUAUUUAAGACGUUAUUAGAACGUGCGAUGGUGGCAUCGCGGUAAUAUUGCAAAACUACUAACCCAGAGGCCUUGGGUAACGCUUCAGUUCAAAUAAGGGGGCUUCUGAUGUAGAGGUAGUGUCCCUAUCUCUGAGCCGUGAGGGACAGGCUGGGCCCAUUCCAGUACAUAAAGAUAUGUUGGUGCAACUAUUUUAUCAUAUUUCGUGCCCUACUUGCUCCAGAGAACGUAACAACAUUCCUGAACAGGUUUAAUAGAAAAUAUCUGUAGCACAAGACUGUCUUGAAGUACAGUGGUAUUGUCCCUCCAUCUGAGCCAGGAGUCCUGGGUUAAAAUCCCGCCUGCUCUAGAGGCUUAAAAGAUACAACAGCUCAUCAGUGCUGUUGAAGUUUACCAUAUACCGUCGCCUUGCCCUGGAGUAGAUAGCCCUUUGUCUGUCCACACCAUGGAAGGAGGUUCUUCUGUGCAAGCUAGUUAUGUUUUCCGGGGCAUUGAGUAUAUAGUCACGAUGAUGGUGACUGGAGAUGUGUUGGAGGUGGAAGUCGAGGACCGAUUGACAUCUGAGCAAUGGCGAGGAGAAUUCGAGGCUGUUUAUAUCGAAGAUGUCACUCACAAAACUGGCAACUUCAAACAGUUCUCAAUCUUUUGCAGUAUGUUGGAGUCAGCCAUCACAAAGAGCAGUGAAUCAGUGACUCUUGACCUAUUGACCUACGCUGACCUGGAGCUAUUGAGAAACCGGAAAGCUGGAGUUUCAAUGAGGCACGCACCACCACCGAAAUCUGGAGCCCUCAAUGUGAAACGUUACCUCAUCCUCAUUUACUCAGUGGAGUUUGACAGAAUACACUACCCACUUCCCCUACCCUAUGUAGGAAAGCCAGAUCCAGCCACUCUCCAGAAGAUCAUUCGAAGCCUGAAAGAGGAACUUGCCACAGUGAAAUCGAAGCAUGGCAAGGACUUCCGUGACACAGAGCUCAGACGCUUGAGAGCAGAGUUCGAGAAGCUGCUGCAGGAGAAACAGGAGCUGGAAGUCAUGAUUCUGCAGCUCCAGGAGCAGAUGAAACUGUCCAGCACAGCAUCUGUGGCCAAGGAGGUGAAAAUCCUGAAAAAAAUCAUUCAGAGCUUGGAGGAGGAGCUGAUGAAGGAGAAAACAAAAAAUCAGAGAGCAGCAAAUAAACGAAACCAAGAAUACCGGCAGGUCUUGGAUGAGCUGGAAGACGUAAAGGCUUCAGAGCGGAAACUGAAGGUGCGAAUGAAGAACCUGACCACAGAGUUGAAUUUGUACAAAAGGGGUCGCUUGACUCCAGUGGGACCCUCUCCCCAGAACCGAUCAAAUUUAAAUCUCAGCUCCGGCCAUCGUUCUCAGACCAGGACAGAUUCGGCUGGCAGAGUUCGGCAGGACAGUCAGUCGGCCUUGCGGGAAAGAAGCAAGCAGUGGUCAGGGUCCCAAGAGAGGGAGAGAUCUACAUCCAGAGAGAGAAGUGGCCGGUGGUCAUCGUUUAGAGAGAGGGAACGGUCUUCCUCCAGAGACAGCCAGCAAAGAAAUCGUUCCCGUACUCCCAGACUGUCACCCUCUCCAGCAGGAACUAGGCAAACCCGUUUCAACCCCACGGCAUAUGUGCACAACAAGGAGCAGAAGCAGAAGGAGACAGAGCAGAGAAACUUGAGGAGGAUCUACAGGGGCAUGAACCUCCUGACCGAUGAGGAACGAGGAAGGUCGAAAUCCAAGAACUGCUCCCGCGAAGGCAGUGCCAGCAAAGUACAAACAAGUGGUCACAGUCGUGGGCGAAGCUCAUCGGCGGAAUUUCACCGGAGCCGAUUCUCCUCCGCAAGCUCACUCAGUGAUUUUGAAGAUAGCAGAGGACAUGCCAAGUCAAGAUUGCAGAGAAGCAGGAAACCUAAACGGCCAUUGGGAUUGGCAUCUUGGAGCAGUCCAAACUUGCCUCAAAGAAAACCAAAAGCAAAGAAACGUUUAGCCAGCACCCCAACUAAACAAAACAAGGUAUCUGACAAAGCCCCACUGCUGGGUGCAAGAUUCCUGUUGGAGAGCAAGAAGAACCGGGCGAAGGAGCCGUCGGCCGUGCAGAUGUGGUGCGGAAACUACCUGGCUCAGCAAGUGUGCAAGCAGAGGAACAAAGUAGUGUUUAUGUGUUUAGCACAACUCUGAUACCGAGUUGGAUUUCCAAAGGUGGAAUCGUCUAAAAGCCUUUCUUCCCCCACUCCCUCCAGAAAAUUAUCUAGACUCGUGCGACCUUUCUGAAAUCGAUGCCAGGCUCAACGCGUUGCAGGAGUACAUGGAGAAGCUUGGCGCACGGACCGAGUGAGCUGAGGAGCAGAUCCUUCCGGCGGGUGCUGUAUGACAAACUGAGGGCACGGGAGGGGACGGAGGGCAGGGUGAGGCAGGAGCCUGUGGGCACAGACACAACCUGCCCGACACCACCCAUGUAGCCCAGGUCAGAAGCAGCCAACCUGCGUGUGCUAAACCGGCCCUCCUUUUCUCAGACUAGAUGGAAGAACUGAAUGACUAGAUUUGUUCGCUGCAGAUAGGAAUUUUCUUUUGUUUUUUAUAUAGAAAAUAGGAUAAGUUUCUGGACAAUCUGUGAGAGUUGUCACCUUUGUGUGACUAUUACACUAUUUGAUAAACCUCUUGGCCAAAAUGCAACACUAUAGAAUGAUUAACCGAGAUUGUUGUGUGUCUGGAGCUGGUUUUGACGAGGUGUAACCAAUUUCUAGCCAGUUGUCUAUCCUGGUAGUUCCUCACUUGGGAGAUCGCAACCAGUGGCUGGUGAAAAUGGACUCCCAAACUUUUCACAUGAAGUCAGAAAGUCACACAACACCAGAGUUAAAAAUCACAACACCAGGUUAUAGUCCAACAGGUUUAAUUGAAAGCACAAGC